CGCAGUGAUCAGUCUGCCUUAUUUCUCAGUCCGUUUUGGUCCGUUUUGUUGUCGUAUGAGUAAACGUUUAACCAUUGAGUUGUUUUUAAAACAGACUUUUAGUGUAACUCCCUUAGUUCCACAAUCACUCACCCUGAUCCGUGAAUCGAGGUGGAAAUAUGCUGUGGAAUUUACGAAACCACCUCGCAGAGAUCCGCGACGAGUAAAAACUGCAUCAUUCAUCGUGCGAUUACGCUUCAAAUUGAGAUAAUAUCUCUCUGUUAAAUGGUGAUUGUCGAUGCCAUGGAAAGAAGGAUAAAACUGAAAACUCUGAACAGUCACAUAACGUGCAAGAUAUGUCGCGGAUAUUUAAUUGACGCCACUACUGUUACCGAAUGUUUACAUACAUUCUGCAAGAGUUGUUUGGUAAAGCAUCUAGAGGAAAAGCAUACCUGUCCGACAUGUCAGAUUGUCAUACAUCAGUCUCAUCCACUCCAGUACAUCAGCUUCGACAGAACUAUGCAGGAUAUUGUUUACAAAUUAGUUCCUGAUCUCCAAGAAAACGAAAUCAAAAGAGAAAGAGAAUUUUACAGAGCCAGAGGUUUGCCUUGUCCUAAAGAUAUUUUGCCCAACGCUGGUGAAGUUGAAGAGGAAAAAGCCAAUGCAGAUGCACAUGCAGAAUCAGAUUAUCAUCGUACUGAUGAACAGGUUAACGUAUGUUUGGAGUGCACAAACUCAAGUUUGAAAACUCUGAAAAGACGAUUUAUCAGGUGUUCAGCUCAGGCUACGAUAACGCAUAUGAAAAAAUUUAUUGCUAAAAAGGCUUUGAAUGGCAUGGAAAAAUAUAGAGAUAUCGAUAUUUUGUGCAAUAAUGAAUUAUUAGGUAAAGACCACACAUUGAAGUUCGUUUAUGUGACGAGAUGGAGGUUCCGGGACCCACCCUUGAGGUUACAAUAUAGAUCACACAUAGAUAUGCAAGAUUAACCUUUUGUACAUUCGAGAUGUACAAAAAUCACAAAGGAUCCGUUCCUUUUUAUUUGUACAUUUUUCUAGUUACAUUCUCAUUUUAACUGUUGUAGUACUUAUUUCUAUGUUUAUUCGCAAAGCAUUUGUGUGAAAUUUUAGAAAAUGAUGAUGAUUCUGCGAAACAAGGUGAUAUACCGACUUCGAAACGUGUUAUUCGAUAUUUAAUAAUAGCAGAAUCUCAUUAUUAUCGCAUAUUAGUAAAAACGAGAUCCUACUGUUGAAUCAAAGAGCAUUCUUGUCAUGUAUCAUGUUGUCAUGUUGAAUUAUAAAAUAUCUCUUUAUAGUUGAAUUAUAAGAUAUCUCUUUAUAGUUGAAAAUCUAUUUACAAUUCAAGAUUUUCUCAUUAGCGCACUACGUCUGAUAAUGUUUAAAUGUGGUUCGUAUGGGAAAUCAUCGCGACAUCUUAAAGAAAGAGAGAAUCUGUAUUUUCAAUUUGCAGUGUGUAAUAUAUACGGGCUUUUUAUAGAUAUUCAAGUGCCACUGCAUUGUAUACAGAUUCGAUGCCUACGCAUUAAGUUUCGGCGGACCAUCUUUUCUCCUAAUACGCAGAAUCUUAGUGGACGAGUGAGACUUUCUAUAUUUUACGACGUGAGAUAAAGCCACGGGGAUUUUCAUUUUAUGAAAUCGUAUAUUCUUUUUAUAAGCACACCCCCCCCCCCCAUCUUUGUACAUAGAAUAUUUUUGACAGAACACAAACAGCAUUAUAUGUAGAGAGACGCAAGCUUUGUAUUAGGUAAACAAAAAAAUCGGGUCUGAAUAGUUAGGUAUUUUUAACUUUGUAUAUUUAUGCGCCGCGGCCGUACAUAUUUUAAUUGCGUCUCAAAUUUCUCUCGACAUCGGCUCGCGAUUGGAAAAGAGGAAGCAAGAAAGAAAAAGUGAGAGAGAGAGAGAGAGAGAGAGAAAGAGAGAGAGAGAAUUAAUCGAUAGCGAAAUAUUUUUAGGUGAUUCGCCAUCGAAUAAUGUGCCGUGUCGAACAAAAUGCAUGGUGCUCGUCGCUUGUAGUAAAUAGAGUUCCUCAAGUAAAAGUUAAUACUGAAUGAUGACUUUUGAUUGUUCUGUAAUAAGAAGAAAGCGAUAUAAAUAAAACAGAAUAGUACGUAUACGAUGGACACGUUGCUGAUCUUCUAGAAAAUCAAGUAUACUGUUUUUUUUUACACGAUUUUGCUCGCUCAUUAAGAAUGAAUUAGGACGCAUCCUAUGUCAUGUGGUUGAAGUAUCCUAUUUGAUCAUAUGUCAUUUGCUGA
Molecule: messenger RNA, 2249 nt
Organism: Acromyrmex echinatior (Panamanian leafcutter ant)
Lineage: Eukaryota; Metazoa; Arthropoda; Insecta; Hymenoptera; Formicidae
Gene: l(3)73Ah
Product: polycomb group ring finger 3-like lethal (3) 73Ah
Source: RefSeq, a predicted model, not a curated record